GCAAAGAAGGCCCAUAAAAAAACCAUUUGAAGACGCCCACACUUAACCAAACGUCCCAACACUUGCAUUGCUCUCUCUAGCCCUCCUGAAUCAGCUGCUUCAAGCCCAACUUCUUUUCUUCUUAUUGACUUUCCUUCUUCUCUCGGUCGUUGACUCUCUUCUUCUUCUUCCUCUUCUUGUUCUUAUUGAUUUCAAUUUUCUUUGUGCAGGUUCAAUGAAGGAUUUCAACUUCAACAGUCCAGCCAUCGAAACAUUAGCCGCCGUCUACAUAAUCCACCGGUGAAAGUGUAGUGGUGGAGAUCAUGUGAAAUUAGGGUCUGACUGUAGAAGUAGUCACAGGAUACUGAAUUGCAAAAGAUAGAAUGGCGAUAAAUGUAAGAAACGUGACGAUCGGUCUUCAGAUUACAAGAUUACCGACAGAUUAUCACGAACCUCUCUUCGCUAUCCUCUUUUUCCUCGUAGUCUCCGGUUAAAGCUUUACGGUGGCUAGAUCAUCAUUAUCCGGUGAACGAGAGAGGGUUGACGUACGGAGAUCAUCAUUCAAUCAAUAAAACGAUGCUUUCCACGCCGAUCAAUGGAUGAAACGAUGCGCUCUGAUCAAUCUAACUCUUACGGAUUGUCGGAUCAUGUUGCAGAGAUGAUGAUCAUCAUCAUCGAAUUAGAGAGUUUUGAUUUUAUUUCUCUCAAGGAAGAAAGAAUUAGAAAAAGCGAGAGAG
Messenger RNA from Arabidopsis thaliana (thale cress), 716 nucleotides. RefSeq lists its product as uncharacterized. The transcript has a single exon. The record is from RefSeq and is marked reviewed. Bases 363 to 473 code for a protein of 36 amino acids. NCBI's taxonomy places the organism in Eukaryota, Viridiplantae, Streptophyta, Magnoliopsida, Brassicales, Brassicaceae.